AUGUCUCUCUUCGGCGACUACGAGAUCCGUGACGAUGCUGCAAAAAGUCCCAAACCUGGCUCAGCAGGUCAUUUGCCCAAGAGAUCCACGGACUAUGGAUCUUCUAAAUAUAACCACUCUAUCCCGAUCCCCGAAUCCCAUACCUCUGGAGCCAUUGAGAUUCCAGCCACAAGAUCACCGAUGGCGGAGUCUGAAAAUCUUAUGCACUCUCUGAGUUUGACGGGCCGGCGAGGUUCCCGGAAUAGUUUUGGAGCCUCACUACCAAUCCCACGGCUAAAGCGUCCAUCACGACUAUCCUCGGUGACGAUGCCGACGGAUGAGCAACAAGCACGACCUGGCAUGCCUCCCAUCCAGCCUACGAGGGAGAUUCUAUCAUCCCAGGUACAGGACAUGUCAUCUGUCAAGACUGCGGCCGCCAAGAAUAUGGCAUUCGCUUUUGACAUCGACGGUGUCCUUGUUCACGGCGACCGCCUGAUUCCCCAAGGAAAGCGAGCCCUUGAGAUUUUGAACGGUGACAACGAACUCGGCAUCAAGAUUCCUCACAUCUUCCUCACCAACGGGUCAGGGAAGAAGGAAGCUGAACGAUGUCAGCAGCUUUCUGGAAUCCUAGGAUCACCAAUUUCAACAGACCAAUUCAUUCAGUCACAUACCCCAAUGUCGGCAUUGGCUGGGUACUAUAACACUGUGCUCGUCGUGGGUGGAGAGGGCUAUAAGUGCCGCGAGGUGGCCCAGGAGUAUGGGUUCAAAGACGUUAUUGUUCCCAACGACAUCUAUGCAGCAGAUCCCACAAUCUCCCCAUUAAGGGAGCACUUCACUCCUGAGCAACGCGCGACAUCCAACCCAAAGGACUUCAGCAAAGUCAAAAUCAACGCGAUUUUGGUCUUCUCCGAUUCUCGUGAUUAUGCCACGGACCUCCAAAUCAUCAUGGAUCUCCUCCAAUCUGAGGAUGGUGUGCUUGGGACCCGGGCAAAGGACCCCGUGUCACAACGUAUUCCUAUCUACUUCUCCCAGGGUGACCUCUUGUGCCCCACUGAGCACCCCACACCCCGACUAUCGCAAGGCACAUUCCGCAUAGCUUUGGAAACUAUUUACAAAUCCAUCACGGGAGUUGAGCUCGAGCGAGUUGUCUACGGCAAACCCGAGCUCGCCACGUAUAAGUAUGCGGAUGAAGUAAUGACUUCAUGGAUGGAGACAAUCCACAACGAGGUGCACCUUCCCAAAAAUAUUUAUAUGAUUGGCGACAACCCAGCAUCAGAUAUCGUCGGCGGAAAUAUGUACGGCUGGAAUACAUGUUUGGUACGCACUGGUGUGUACCAAGGCGAAGGCAAUGACAAGCAGAACCCUGCCAGCUUUGGCGUUUUUAACAACGUUUUGGACGCCGUAAUGGCGGCUCUGAAGAAGGAGCUCGGCCAUGAUUUCCAGUUUAGCUGGAGCGAUUCAAUGAAUCCGGUUACCGGUAACAAAUCCGCCCCGGCCAUUGAAUAG
Molecule: messenger RNA, 1485 nt
Organism: Venustampulla echinocandica
Lineage: Eukaryota; Fungi; Ascomycota; Leotiomycetes; Helotiales; Pleuroascaceae
Exons: 1
Coding region: 1-1485 (494 amino acids)
Biological process (GO): glycerophospholipid biosynthetic process
Cellular component (GO): mitochondrion
Source: RefSeq, a predicted model, not a curated record